Messenger RNA from Nannizzia gypsea CBS 118893, 717 nucleotides. RefSeq lists its product as hypothetical. The record is from RefSeq and is a predicted model, not a curated record. The coding region runs from base 1 to 717 and encodes 238 amino acids. The transcript has 3 exons. Lineage: Eukaryota; Fungi; Ascomycota; Eurotiomycetes; Onygenales; Arthrodermataceae.
AUGGACCCUGUAAGAUUCAUAUGGCCCCAUAGCCGAGAGCAGAAUGCGGCCCAAUACAGCGCUUCUCCUUGCGGCUCGGCUGCGGGUGUUAUAAAUCGAACCUAUUUUCCUUUAUCGCAUGGAGUACUAGCACUUGUAAUCGAAGAAGAUACAUCUAAUAUCCAAGUGAGCAUAUCGUACAAAGAAAAUCCCAUGUCAAAUGAUGAUUUCGUCAUCCUCAUAAAACCAAACCGAAUCAAAGGCACUGGCCUCGGUGGUGGAUGUUACCCCGUCCCAGACCCUCCAAAAAAUACCAUGAAUGAAACAGAUGCCACCUUGCAGAUCAAAUAUCAGGCUCCCAUUGACCACGGAAAUAUAGAAACCUCUUAUUCUUGUGCAGACAUCAGAUAUAUUGCUUCCGGUAGCUUUCACCCUCGAGUUCCUUGCUUCAGCAAUGCAUCGGGCGAAUUUAUACUCCCCAGCUCUACAUCGAGUGCAGUGCCUAGCAUUCAGCCAACAAUAAAAGCCGAUCUAGCUGGAAGUUUGAAGAUAGGGCUUCGCCGAGGUGCCAUUGCGGGGAUUGCUACUGGAGUACUUGUGGGUGUGGUCCUGAUUGUGCUUUCGUACGUUGGGUAUAGGAGGUAUCAACAUUGGGGUGGAGCCCGACACUAUCACUUGUCGGUAAGAAAUUCCAAAUGGGACGGUGCUGGAAAUGUAGUUUCAGGUAGGGAAGCCUGA